Messenger RNA from Mesocestoides corti, 237 nucleotides. The record is from the annotation of a GenBank genome assembly. Lineage: Eukaryota; Metazoa; Platyhelminthes; Cestoda; Cyclophyllidea; Mesocestoididae.
AUGAAAUUCGCCACAAGAAACGUCGAGACAACCUCUAGCUAUUCGUCUGAAUUGGAGAAGUUGGCAGACGCCUGGGUGGCUAACUGCAAAAUAGCCUUUCCUGAUGUAACGAAGCAGCCGGAAUAUAAAGGCCUCGGACAUAUUAUCACGGGUGGUUUGCCUGAAAAUGGCAAGUAUGUCACUAUCGUACUUGCACGCGAGUCACUGCAGACCGAGGCUGCACAGCAAGCACUCUAG